CAACUCGCCCCCCGACGCCAUGCAGCAGGGGAUGGAGCUGGCAGCGAGUACGGUGUGGGUGAGGGGGCAGCAUCUGACGGGGAACGGCGUGAUGCUCUCCAAGAGCCGCAUCAUCACCUCACGGCAGAUAGUCUUCACCUACCACGAGGCAACCUUGUCGGAGGUUGACUACUUGGACCAAGAAGAAGGCGUCGUGUUCACAACUGCCUGCGAUCCAUCCAGCUGCUUUCUUUCCAAUCAGAGGCUGGACAUGACUAUAGUUGGGGUGGAUCCAGAGUUUUGUAACAGAUGCAAGCUGCAGCCUGUGACAGUGCACGAUGGGCGAUUAGCGCGGGGGAAUGAAGUUGUAAUGGUGAGCAAGUUGGGGGGUGCGAUAGAAGAGGAGACCACCAUCGCAACAAGGUUGGUGGUGGAGGAGGUGGGCGAGAGCGAAGUGUUCCUUUCUCCAGUCGAUGACCUGACAAGUGGAGUGCUUGGAAGUCCGAUCUUCAAGGACAAGAGCCUCGUUGCCAUUGUAGUCAAGCUAAAGCAGGAAGAGGGCGGAUUGAGGGCGCUGAUGAUUGAAACUGUCUUGGACAAGCUAAAGAAAAGACAACAGCUGGAGCAUGCUCUUGGGGCAGAUGGUAAUUCUUCCUCGAAUGGGAUAGUCGAGCAAAGGGUGAGAACGAAGAAAAUCUCCAAGCUAAAAAGGAUGUUGGGAAAGGCUCAGUCAGAGGCGAACUUCGUAGGAAUUGCUGCAGCAGGCGCCGUAGCUCUGACUGUUGUCUCUCUUGUUGUCGUUUUUCUCCGUUGGCGAAGAUAAAAAGAUCGGGCCG
Guillardia theta CCMP2712 is the source of this 815-nucleotide messenger RNA. RefSeq lists its product as hypothetical. The transcript has 9 exons. The coding region runs from base 20 to 802 and encodes 260 amino acids. NCBI's taxonomy places the organism in Eukaryota, Cryptophyceae, Pyrenomonadales, Geminigeraceae. The record is from RefSeq and is a predicted model, not a curated record.